Molecule: messenger RNA, 3375 nt
Organism: Adelges cooleyi (spruce gall adelgid)
Lineage: Eukaryota; Metazoa; Arthropoda; Insecta; Hemiptera; Adelgidae
Exons: 4
Coding region: 488-2554 (688 amino acids)
Source: RefSeq, a predicted model, not a curated record
GUACGUAGUCCAAGUCAUAACAAUGUACGCGUAUACACAACUAGAUCACAUUGUUUUCGGCCGGCUGUUCGUAGUUAGAUAAUAUCAUUGAAUAUUUGGAGGUUAUAUGGUGGUACCACUGUCACCACAAAUAUAAUAAUAUUAUGGCAAAUUUUUUAUAUCACUGAUAAGAGUGAUGACCUACAAAAAUAUUUACAAUUUAGUAUAAUAUUAUUUAAUUUUAAUUUGAUUUUAGUAUUUUACAAUACACUACUCACUGGUCUCUGCGUUUUCGGGCGGACAACGAAAUUCGUAUGUAUAAUCCGUGUUAGAACCAACAGGAUAAUUAGUUCAUGAACUAUAGCGUGGUUCGUGAAUCGUGGAAGGUCGUUUGCCUUUAGGUAAAUAAAAUCGUCUAUAGGAAAUUGGAAUGUACCAACAGUAUCUGCUAAAGAAUUUGAUGAUCUAAUAACUUGUCUGUAGGAUAAAUCAUUUAUUGCCUACAAAAAUGUAUAACAUAACUAGUAUUUUGGAGUAUAGAAACGUAAAAGGUCAGCAGCUAAAAGUUAAACUCGAAGGAACACAAUAUGAAUAUUUCAAUGGGCGCCCUGACUGGACAACUAUUACGUUGGGGGAUUUAAAUAUGUUCAUUGCGUAUACUUAUCUCGGAUCGCCCUUUCAAAACAAUGACGAGAUCAAUGAAGAAUUAUUGGAAUCUAUUAAUGGAAGCAGUGAAUUGUUCAAUCAAUACACUGAUAAUCAGAAACAACACAUUUUGAAAAUUUCCAGAACUAUCAAAAACGUCAUUGUCAAGGAUCAAUGUGACUCAAUUACAAUUGAUGUUGGAAAAACAAUUGUAUUUUAUAUUUGCAAAGAAAAAUAUGAGAAUUGGAAAAUAUUUUUUGAAAAAGACAUUCAACAAUCGGAUAUAUUGAGAAUAAGAAUUAAUAAAUCACAAACAUUCUAUUAUGAUUUAAAAGCCAAUAGAUUGUAUAAAAGUUGGGGAAAGUAUUUGGAAAAUAAUACUUUACCCGAAGGAUAUAUGUUUUACCCAAUGUCAGGCAUUUACAAUGAAGCAUGUUACUUGCAAAGAAAAUUAACUCCGUCUAGUAAUGUAACAAAAAAAAUACUGAACGGUUUGGAUGUUGUAGGUAAAGUAUCCUCAGUUACAUCAUGUGCCUUGUUAGUGGGUGGCAUAUUUGUUCCCGUUAUGGCACCUGUUUUAUUACCAGCGGCUGCUGUAGCAGCUGGAUCUUCCGCGUGGGAUGCUGGGAGGCAAAUUAACAGUUUGGUCGAUAGAGGACAACACAACCAAUCUUUAUCUGACGCCGAAGCGGGAAAACAUUGGCUAAAUCUAACAAUUUCAACAUUAGGAGUUAUUACCGCUCCACUGACUGCUGGAGUUAAAACACUUGAACUGAGCGGUUCAUCAAUUAUUGCAUCAAAGUUUGGGAAACCCCUAUUAAUGUUAAAAAACGGGGCUUGUAUUACUCAAUGCUCAUUAAAUAUUAUCGGUAUAACAUCUGAUGUUGUAUACAGUGUUAAGAAGAAAAAAUUAUGGCUUAAAAUGCUUUCGUACCUACAACUGGAUCUAUUCGAUGUCACGGGAAAAUGGAUGUCAUGGUCAACAGUUAAAAAUAUUUUUGAUAUUCUCGCAAAAGGUUAUCAGAAUUCCAGAAAGAUAUGUCAGGAUUUUAACUGCAAUAUAGAUCGAUUACUCUUUUUUUAUUUCAUGAAGUAUGUUAAAGGUGAUUUAAGUUUCAACAUGGAAAACUUUUACAAAUGCGUGUGGAAGUUUUUGAAAAAACAACUUACCUAUGAAAACCUUAUGUUAGUGUGGAAACAUCUUCCAAAAUAUUAUAAAAAAAAACCAAUGGAUAGAAUGAGCACUUCGAUCACUGACGGAUCAGUUGCUAACACAAUUGAUGACUUAGAAAGAACUUUAUGUAAUAUGGAUUUGGGCUUAACUGAUAUUAACAUUAUAGAAAAUGCGAAAACUAUACUUGGUGGAUGCAAGAUGAAAGAAUUGCUUUCACAAAUACCAGAACAGUAUAUGGACCAAAAAAUGGUCAUAUUUAGUAUUCAACAAGUUGUAAAAAAAGCCAAUGAAUUGGCGUGCCAGUUAAACGAUGUUGUGCAAGAAUGCAUAAUGCAUGGUAAGACUGACUGUCAUGCCAUUAAUAAAAUGUUUUGUUUGGAAUACAAAAUCAAAGAAUGUUGUUUGACGGAAUACUUGUUGUAUGGUAUUAGAGAACUUAGAAAAGAUGUGUCGAACCUUGUUAACGAGUAUUUAGUUUACAAAAGCAACAACUAUGAAAAUUUUAGAAUUGAUUGUGAACCGUUCACUGACAAAUUUAAAAUGUUUGAAAUGCCGUCGCCUACUGAAGUCUUGGAUAAAAAUAUUUGUAUGGAAUUGGCACAAGAAUUUGAUCCACAAGAGGGUGCAUAUAUUGGUUACCAGUAUAAAUCUUUUGAAAACCACGGGUUUGUGUUAUAUAGUCUUAAAAAAUGUGUAUUGUUCGAUGUUCGCAAAAGCAAUGACAACACGACUGUUUGUAUUUGUUUUGUUGAAUAGAAAGCUAAUCAACAACUUUAAUAAUAACCGAAAAAAUUAACAUUUUGUGCAUGUACAUAAACAACAGUUGAACAAAUAAUAUUGUUAAUAAGUUUUGUAUUUUUAAUUACUAAUGUACUACACAAAAUUUUAAUUUUAAAUGCAAUAUUAUUUUAAUAUGUAUUUUCCUCCGCUUUUAUUUAAAAUUAAAAAAUUGGUGGAUAUAAAUUACAACCUUAGAUCUGUUCUUUUAUAUUUUUUACAAUUUCUCUGAAUUUAUAUUAACUUAUCGAAGGCAGUCUUAUUUUCUUUAAAACUAAGAACCAAUUAUAAUUCGACAAUUUGUGAUAUAUUUUUAAUUUACAAUAAUAGUUUUGCAUAUUAUGUUGUACUUCAAUCUCUUAUAAAUUAAUAAUAUUAUUAGUUGCUUAAUUUUUAUUCAUUUAUUUUUAUUACAAUAAAGUUAAAUCGUUCUUUGUUUUGUUUAUUUUUUGACAUAUUUGCUUAGAUGUUAAGCUGAGAAGGUGCUAAUUUUUUUUUUUUAUUAUGUAUUCGAGUUAUAACUAUCGUUAAAAAAUAUUAAGCAUAGACUUAUUAAGUUUCGAUGCAAAUCUAAAUAUAACAGUGAUGAUUUGUAUUUACUUUUUAUUUAUUUUAUAUAUAUACUUUUUUUUUGAGUAGACCCUUGAAUGUGCAAUUUUUUCUAAUAUAUAUUUUUUUACCCAACAACUUAUUAUUGAUGUUUAAUUUUUUUAAAUGCUUACUAACAUAAUAUAUGUUAAGUCUCAUGUGUUGUGGUGCUAAUUCUAAUCAAUAAAUUGUGUAUCCAAAGUACCUUUUUU